GCUUGGCUUAAUCUGCAGAGAGAGAGGCGGAGGCGGAGAGAGCGGGAAGCCAAGCACGCCCGGCCGGGGAAGGAGCCGCUACUCGCUCGAGCGCUUGCCGAGCUGACGGAGAGCCGGGAUACCCUGGACAGCGCCUCGCCGCGCCUCCUCGCCUUUCCCCUUCUGCAGCCGAGCGCGCCCCGCCGCCUUCCCGCCCAGAGACUCCCUUCGGCGGCGGCGACAUGGAACACCUGAAGGCAUUUGACCAUGAAGUAAAUGAGUUUGUGGACUAUAUGUUUGGAGCUAGAGGCAACUUAAAGAGCUUAAACAAAAUAUGGUGUGACGCUAGAAACGUGAAUAGGCAAAAUGCUUUGUUGGAUCCCAGGGUCAGAGGAUGGCUCAUGCUGGAUUCUUACUUGCCCACUUUUUCCCUCACUGUUGCGUAUCUUCUCUUCAUAUGGCUGGGUACCACAUUUAUGAAGAACAGGCCUGCUCUGUCACUCAGGGGUCUUCUCAUCCUAUAUAACCUUGGAGUCACCAUGCUUUCGUUUUACAUGCUUAUAGAGCUAAUUCUUGCCACUUGGGAAGGAGGUUAUAACUUACAAUGUCAAAACCUGACCAGUGCAGGAGAAGCCGACAUCCGGGUGGCCAAGGUGUUGUGGUGGUAUUACUUCUCCAAAGUCAUCGAAUUUGCUGACACGAUGUUCUUUGUUCUGCGGAAGAAAAACAGUCAAAUUACUUUCCUUCACGUUUAUCAUCACGCCACUAUGUUUAACAUCUGGUGGUGCGUCAUGAACUGGAUACCUUGCGGACAAAGUUUCUUUGGACCCACCUUGAACAGUUUUAUCCACGUCCUCAUGUACUCCUACUAUGGGCUGUCCGUCAUUCCAUCCAUGCGCAAGUAUCUGUGGUGGAAGAAAUACCUCACUCAGGCACAACUGAUCCAGUUUUUGCUCACCAUUACACACACGCUCAGUGCAGUUGUGAAGCCAUGUGGAUUUCCAUUCGGUUGCCUCAUCUUCCAGUCUUCAUACAUGGCCACACUGGUCAUUUUGUUUGUUAACUUCUAUGUUCAGACAUAUCGGAAAAGACCUUCAAGAACCAAUACAAAAGAGGCCUCUCUGGUCACAGAAGUCAGGAACGGGUUCCAUAAAGACUACAUAAUGGCAGCUAAUGGUGCUCUGAACAAAAAAGCACAAUAAGAAAUAUAUUUUAUUAUACUGUAGUGUACAAAAUCCUUUUUUCUUUUGCUAAAGCCCCCCAAAACAUGAGUUGACCAGGCAGUCGUGCACAGCUUUAGUAUGAGAUUUGACUCUGUUUCGUUAACAUUUAGCAAUUUUUACUCCCUUGUUUAACUCACAAUUGAUAACUUGUUUUUAACAAUGUAGUUUCAAACGUUUUGAUAAAUACCUCCAUUGAAAUGGUGAGGACAUGCUGUCUCUUUCACCCAGCCAAAACAAAGCCACAUUUUGUAAAUUUUAAGUGUGGGCAGAAUGCCUGACAAGAGUUGUUUCUUGGAAUAAUGAAGGUAUGGGGUGGUGGGUGCUUUGAACAAAAUCCUGCCUAUUGAAACCAGCGGCAGGUUCACAGGUAUUAGUUGUGCAGACAUACAGUAUAUAAUCUGUCUUAGGAAGAAGUGUGUGUUUUAAUAUGUUUGCAUGGUGACACUAAAAUUGUUUCCCCCUUGGAUUCCAGGAAAAAAAGUGACUUGUAUACUAAAAAGCUUUGUUAUUAUCUUCACGGGGAUAAAGAGAGGUAGGAGGAUUACUCCUAUUCCAAGUUCUAGCAAGAGGCAGUGUAAGGUGCUACAGAAUUUCCUCCAACUUCACGUGCCAACUAAGAACAUCUGAACUGCAUUGUCCACCCUGAAACCAUCCAAAUGCUGGUGUACCUGCUGCCACCCUUUAAAAAUGUGCUGCAACAGGUAUACCAGCUGCAGAUCACCUUGCAGAAAAUGUGUUUGGGCAUAACCCGUUAUGCUAAGCAGCGAUGGGUCACGUGACAGAGCCGACUGCAACCUUGCUAUUGUCUUUUUUUACCCUUCACAAUGCUUCCUUGGCUCACCAAGAAAGGUAUGGUUUAUAUCCAGCCCCCUGGUUUUAAAUCUGUGUGAC
Messenger RNA from Lacerta agilis (Sand lizard), 2093 nucleotides. It is a transcript of the gene ELOVL2, whose product is annotated as ELOVL fatty acid elongase 2. The transcript has 9 exons. Lineage: Eukaryota; Metazoa; Chordata; Lepidosauria; Squamata; Lacertidae. Gene Ontology annotation, cellular component: endoplasmic reticulum membrane; endoplasmic reticulum. The record is from RefSeq and is a predicted model, not a curated record. Gene Ontology annotation, biological process: fatty acid elongation, saturated fatty acid; fatty acid elongation, polyunsaturated fatty acid; very long-chain fatty acid biosynthetic process. The coding region runs from base 222 to 1181 and encodes 319 amino acids. Gene Ontology annotation, molecular function: fatty acid elongase activity.